Molecule: messenger RNA, 748 nt
Organism: Oenanthe melanoleuca
Lineage: Eukaryota; Metazoa; Chordata; Aves; Passeriformes; Muscicapidae
Gene: RPS15A
Product: ribosomal protein S15a
Exons: 5
Coding region: 314-706 (130 amino acids)
Biological process (GO): translation
Cellular component (GO): ribosome; cytosolic small ribosomal subunit
Molecular function (GO): structural constituent of ribosome
Source: RefSeq, a predicted model, not a curated record
GCGUCCAUCGGCCGGGCCGUGCUCCCCGCAGCCCCGUGUCCCGGUGUCCCCCUGUCCCCGCGUCGGGCCGGGCGCCCCGCCCGGCGGAGCGCAGCUGUUUGUCCCUCUCGCGCCACCGUAGGCGCGCGAAGCGUUCCCGUUGCCAUGGAGGCCGGGCGGCGGCGUCGCUCCGGAAGUUCGACACGCGGCCUCGACCAAUGGCGAGGCCCAGAAUGGAUGCGCGAAGUCUCGCGAUAUCUCCGCCCGCCGCUGGCGCUCCCAUCACCGCGCGCGGCCCGGGCUCUUCCUUUUCCGCCAUCACGCUCGCGGCACCAUGGUGCGGAUGAACGUUCUGGCCGAUGCUCUCAAAAGCAUCAACAACGCCGAGAAGCGCGGCAAGCGCCAGGUGCUCAUCCGGCCGUGCUCCAAAGUCAUCGUGCGCUUCCUCACCGUCAUGAUGAAGCACGGUUACAUUGGUGAAUUCGAGAUAAUUGAUGACCACAGAGCUGGGAAGAUUGUUGUCAACCUCACAGGCAGACUCAACAAGUGUGGUGUGAUCAGUCCCAGAUUUGAUGUGCAGCUGAAGGAUUUGGAAAAGUGGCAGAACAACCUGCUGCCCUCCCGUCAGUUUGGGUAUAUUGUACUGACAACCUCAGCUGGCAUCAUGGACCAUGAAGAGGCGAGACGAAAACACACAGGAGGCAAAAUCCUGGGAUUCUUUUUCUAAAACUUGUAAAAAAAGAGGAUACUAAUAAAUUGUUCAAAUGGA